AUGAAGAUUGUCUACAUCGGAAUCUUACAAAAUGCCCAGCAACCCGCUGUGGAGCUCUGCGCUGAGAGCGAGCUCAGCAGCUACUCCCGUUUCACUCGGGGUAGCAUCAGCGAGUUCAUGACCAUGUUCAGCAAGACUGUUGCCGAACGCACAAAACAGGGCCAGAGACAGGAUAUUCAGGAGCAGGACUUUACAUUCCACGUCUACGCCCGAACCCAAGGCAUCGCCGGUGUCAUCAUCAGUGAUAACGAGUACCCCUCCCUCGCAGCGCAUCAGAUCCUCUCCAAAAUCCUCGAUGAAUUUCUGUCCCAGAAUCCCACCGCCGCGACCUCGCGAAACCCCGUUCCCUUCCCUCAGCUGCGAACAUACAUUACGACCUACCAGAACCCCCAGGAGGUGGACAGUAUCAUGAAGAUUCAAAAGGAGUUGGAUGAGACCAAGAUCGUGCUACAUAAGACUAUCGAGAGUGUUCUGGAACGAGGGGAGAAGAUCGACGACCUGGUCUCCAAGAGCGAGGGGCUGAGCGCUCAGAGCAAGAUGUUCUACACGUCCGCGAAGAAGCAGAACUCGUGCUGUGUGAUUAUGUAG
Messenger RNA from Aspergillus fischeri NRRL 181, 588 nucleotides. RefSeq names its product palmitoyltransferase YKT6. Gene Ontology annotation, cellular component: membrane; Golgi apparatus. The transcript is spliced from 4 exons. Gene Ontology annotation, molecular function: SNAP receptor activity. Bases 1 to 588 code for a protein of 195 amino acids. Lineage: Eukaryota; Fungi; Ascomycota; Eurotiomycetes; Eurotiales; Aspergillaceae. The record is from RefSeq and is a predicted model, not a curated record. Gene Ontology annotation, biological process: endoplasmic reticulum to Golgi vesicle-mediated transport.